ACAAGGAGAGUUGAGUUUCAGGUCUAUACUGUUCCCAAUUUCUUUUACCUCCCUUUACGAAAAAUAUCCAACCCAAAGACACAAAGUCGCCCGUUUUCCGCACAAGCCAUCUCUAGUUUCCUAACAGCGUCUGACACUACCUCUGCGAGCCGCCUCCAACUUCCUCCAUACGGUUUCCAUCCUAACGGCUACAAUAGAAUCUCUUUAUAAUUAACCAUACCAAGAUAGAGAGAAAGGGAAAACCCUAUUCUGCUUCCUACUCAUACUGCUUCCGAAGAUAUUUAAUGCGACGAACGGAAUAGAUUCCUAAUUUCUGAGGAUUGAGAGACAGACAUGGCUGCGGAGUUAGGGCAACAGACGGUGGAGCUGUCCACCCUGGUUUCCCGAGCUGCCCAAGAUUCAUACGGCAACUUGAAAGAACUGGUUGAGAAAUGCAGGUCCACCGAAUUGUCCGAUACAGACAAGAAGAUCAGUAUCCUCAAGUUCCUCAGCAAGACCCAGCAGCGCAUGAUCCGCCUCAAUGUGCUCUCCAAGUGGUGCCAACAGGUUCCUUUGAUAAAGCACUGCCAGCAGCUGGCUUCGACUGUUUCAAAUCACGCGCUUGUGCGGUCGAAAUUGCUAGAAGUUUCUCUUCCGAAGGAAAUUUCCGAGAUAAAAGUUUCCGAUGGUACGGCAUUGAUUAAGGUGGAUGGAGAGUUUAAGGUUUUAGUGACUCUUGGUUACAGGGGACACUUGUCCAUGUGGAGGAUAUUACAUUUGGAGCUGCUUGUUGGUGAGAAGAAUAAACCUAUCAAACUGGAAUUAAUGCGGCGCCAUGUUCUCGGGGAUGAUCUAGAGAGACGAAUGGCGGCGGCAGAAAAUCCAUUUUCAAUAUUGUACUCAGUUCUUCACGAUCUAUGUGUUUCACUUGUCGUGGAUACUGUCAUCAGGCAAGUGCAAGCUCUUCGACAGGGAAGAUGGAAAGAUGCAAUUCGAUAUGAGCUCAUAUCCGACAGUGGAAUGGGUCAUGCGGCAGGUUCCAGUUCCAUGCAGAACCCGGACAGGGAAUCUGAUUCAUCCGGUCCUCGAACUCCUGGUUUAAAAAUCAUAUACUGGCUGGAGUUCAAUAAAAAUGCUGGCAUGUCUGACUCAGGUGCAUGCCCAUUCAUAAAAAUUGAACCUGGGCCAGAUCUUCAGAUAAAGUGCAUACACAGCAAUUUUGUCAUAGAUCCACUAACAGGCAAGGAGGCAGAGUUUUUCUUGGACCAGAGUUGUAUUGAUGUUGAGAGGUUGCUGUUAAGAGCUAUUAGCUGCAACCGGUAUACUCGUCUACUGGAAAUUAAAAGAGAACUGGGAAAAAAUAACCACGUCUGUCGAGCAGCGGAUGAUGUUGUACUCCAGUCUCACUUGGGUGGACCUGAUGUUGAAUAUAAACAUAAGGAUGAUAAAGGCUUCAGCAAGGAAUCUGAAGGGUAUGAGGUGUUGCGUGUGCGUGCCUAUGCCUCAUGUUUUUUUACUCUUGGAGUUAAUAUCAGAAAUGGCCGUUUCCUUCUUCAGUCAUCGCAAAACAUAGUUUCUUCUUCAGCAUUGUUAGAAUGUGAAGAAGCUUUGAAUCAGGGAUCUAUGACUGCAGCUGAUGUAUUUGUAAGCUUGAGAAGCAAAAGUUUAUUGCACUUGUUUGCAUCUAUCGGAAAGGAACAUUUGGAGUAUCAAUUUGAUAUGCUACAUCAGAAGGAUGAUAAAUGCUUCAGCAAGGAAUCUGAAGGGUAUGAGGUGUUGCGUGUGCGUGCCUAUGCCUCAUGUUUUUUUACUCUUGGAGUUAAUAUCAGAAAUGGCCGUUUCCUUCUUCAGUCAUCGCAAAACAUAGUUUCUUCUUCAGCAUUGUUAGAAUGUGAAGAAGCUUUGAAUCAGGGAUCUAUGACUGCAGCUGAUGUAUUUCUGUUAGAGACUCAGCCAGAUUCUUCCCGAAAAGAUACUUUAUAUGGUGUCCUUAAUCAGGUGCUGCGGAUCAAAAGAAUUGAUAUAGGACAGCUGCAGGCACUUAAAGAUGAGAUGAAUUUAAGCCUGGUUGACUGGGGAAAAUUAGACUCUCUUUUGCCCAAUGCUGCUUGUCCAAGUCAAGAAUCUGUACGUGAGUUUCUUUCUGAUAUUCGACUUGAGAGUUCCAUGCAGAAUGCAAAAGGUCAUCCUUCAGGUUUUUCAUCACUUGUUGAUGAAGUGUUUGGGCUCGAGAAAGGUUCUUCUGCAUCUCCAUUCUCUGUUCAAAAUCAUGGAUCCCUACCUUCACAUUAUGGUUCUGUCCCAAUGAAUCUCCAUAGUCUAAAAGCUGGGACCCCAUCUCCAAAGUGGGAAGGAGGCAUGCAAAUAUCUCAGGUUAACAAUGUAACAAAACCUUCAGGUGUUACAAACCACUAUAGUGAUUCCAUGUUCUCAUCAGGCAGUGUGAAGGGCCCAGUUCAAUCCAAUUCUGUUGGAUCAAUUUCCACAGGACAAGGAAGGAGCACAGCUGGGAAAAUGUUAUUUGUUUCAAAGUCUGAACAGGAUCUGGCUUCUCUUCAAUCUCCGCAUUCAGUUGACAUUGUGUCCUCAACUGCUAUGGAUGAAAUCAACUUAAGAGUACUGAGUGAUUCCUCUAAUGAUGGUUUAGGUGGAAGUCGGUCAUCUCGACUAUUAUCUCCUCCUCUACCAACUAGUUCUCGCAUAUCUUUACCUAAUUCCAAACCUAAUGGACCUCAAGCUGAAUCACUCAAGGCUGCUGGAGCCAAUUCAUGUGCUUCAACUCCCCUAUCCCAGGCAAUGGAAUCCACAGGCAAUGAAGAUGUUAUACCCAAACACGAUAAAAGAUCUCGGAAGAGAACAGCUUCAGAUGUGUUGAAUUUGAUUCCAUCUCUUCAGGGUCUUGAAAACAACUCAGCAAUUUGCAAGAGGAGAAAGAUUUUGGAUUCAUCUGGCUCUCAACUGUCUUUGCCACAAGGGGUUGUACCUAGUGAAAUGAUAUCUAGGGCUGAAGGAUACAGCUAUGGAAGUUUGAUUGCAGAAGCAAAUAAAGGGAAUGCCCCAUCUAGCAUUUAUAUAGCAGUCCUGCUUCAUGUGAUCCGGCACUGUUCACUUUGCAUUAAGCAUGCUAGGCUGACGAGCCAAAUGGAUUCAUUAGAUAUCUCAUACGUCGAAGAAGUGGGUUUAAGAAGUGCAUCCUCUAAUAUUUGGUUCCGAUUUCCAUUUGCCAGAGGUGAUUCAUGGCAACAUAUAUGCUUGCGACUUGGCAGACCUGGUUGCAUGCAUUGGGAUGUUAAAAUAAAUGAUCAGCACUUCAGGGAUUUAUGGGAGCUUCAGAAAGGGAGCAGUGCUACACCAUGGGGAUCAGGUGUUCGAAUCGCCAAUACGGCUGACAUUGAUUCACACAUACAUUAUGAUCCAGAUGGUGUUGUUUUGAGCUAUCAGUCAGUUGAGGUAGAUAGUAUAAAGAAACUAGUGGCUGAUAUACAAAGGCUUGCUAAUGCAAGAACUUUUGCCCUUGGCAUGCGGCAAUUGCUUGGGGUAAGAGCUGAUGAGAAGUCAGAAGAGACAAGUUCUGAUGCCAAAGUAUCGGGUACAAAGUUUGCUUCAGACACUGCGGAGAAAGUUACAGAACAUAUGAGAAAAGCAUUCAAGAUUGAGGCAGUUGGACUGAUGAGCUUGUGGUUUAGCUUCGGUUCAGCUGUCCUUGCUCGUUUUGUUGUUGAGUGGGAAUCUGGUAAAGAGGGUUGCACAAUGCAUGUAUCUCCAGACCAACUUUGGCCCCAUACUAAGCUUCUAGAAGAUUUCAUAAAUGGAGCUGAAGUUUCAUCGCUUUUGGAUUGCAUUCGGCUGACUGCGGGUCCCUUGCAUGAUCUGGCUGCUGCAACCAGGCCAGUUCGAGCUUGUCCUGCAACCAGGCCAGUUCUAUCUUCCAUACCUAAACACACUGGUUAUAUACAACCACAAGGACUUCUUGGUCUUUGUUGCGCUCCGCAGUCCGUAUUGGAUACGAAUCAUGUACAGGAAACAGUUUGCUGUUGACAUGAGUUGCUAUGCAAUAUAGAAAUAAGAUCAAAUUAUGUAAUUAACUUUUUUUAAACAUUAGUUAUUUAUUUUGCAUGCAAUAUAGAAAUAAGUGAAUAUAAUAUUUAUUUA
Messenger RNA from Arachis duranensis, 4131 nucleotides. Its product is annotated as mediator of RNA polymerase II transcription subunit 14-like. Gene Ontology annotation, cellular component: mediator complex; core mediator complex. NCBI's taxonomy places the organism in Eukaryota, Viridiplantae, Streptophyta, Magnoliopsida, Fabales, Fabaceae. Gene Ontology annotation, molecular function: transcription coregulator activity. The record is from RefSeq and is a predicted model, not a curated record. Gene Ontology annotation, biological process: regulation of transcription by RNA polymerase II.